UUUCACAAAGCCAGCAUCACUACCAUGAAGCUGGAACUGGUGGCGGUGGCCACGGCCCUCCUACUGGUAUCCGCCAGUGGAAAGGCUGACGUCAGCAGUUUCUCCUCCUUCAAUAGUCAUGGUGGAGGAGGAGGAAGAGGAGGAGGGGGAGGAGAAGCAGGAGGAGGGUACGAUGGAGGUUCCAGUGGAAAUUCCGGAGGAGGUUACGACGGUGUUUCAAAUGGUAGUUCCGAUGGAGGCUACGCGGGUGGUGGAGGAUCCAGUGGAGACAACAGUGGCGGUUCCAUUGGUGGAGGUUCCGGUGGAGGCUACAGCGGUGGUUCAAUUGGAGGAGGUUCUGAUGGAGGCUACGACGGCGGUUCCGCCGGAGGAGAUUCUGGUGGAGGCUACAACGGCGGUAACAUUGGAGGAGGAGGAGGUUCCGCUGGAGGGUACGGUGGUGGUUCCAUUGGAGGAGGUUCCGGCGGAGGCUAUGGCGGUGCUUCCAUCGGAGGAGGAGGAGAAGGUUCCGGCGGUGGCUACGGCGGUGCUUCCAUUGGAGGAGGAGGAGGUUCCGGAGGAGGCUACAACGGCGGUUCCAUCGGAGGAGGUUCCGGUGGAGGCUACGGCGGCGGAUCAAUUGGAGGAGGAGGAGGUUCCGGUGGAGGUUACGACGGCGGAUCAAUUGGAGGAGGAGGAGGUUCCGGUGGAGGCUACGACGGCGGAUCAAUUGGAGGAGGAGGAGGUUCCGGUGGAGGCUACGACGGCGGAUCAAUUGGAGGAGGAGGAGGUUCCGGUGGAGGCUACGGCGGCGGAUCAAUUAGAGGAGGAGGAGGUUCCGGUGGAGGCUACGACGGCGGUUCCAGUGGAGGUUCCGGUGGAGGCUACGGCGGCGAUUCCAGUGGAGGCUCCGGUGGAGGCUACGGCGGCGGAUCAAUUGGAGGAGGAGGAGGUUCCGGUGGAGGCUAUGACGGCAGUUCCAGUGGAGGUUCCGGUGGAGGCUACGGCGGCGGAUCAAUUGGAGGAGGAGGAGGAGGAGGAGGAGGAGGUGGAGGGUACGACGGCGGUUCCAGUGGAGGUUCCGGUGGAGGCUACGGCGGCGGAUCAAUUGGAGGAGGAGGAGGUUCCGGUGGAGGCUACGACGGCGGUUCCAGUGGAGGUUCCGGUGGAGGCUAUGGCGGCGGAUCAAUUGGAGGAGGAGGAGGUUCCGGUGGGAGCUACGAUGGCGGAUCGAUUGGAGGAGGAGGAGGUUCCGGUGGAGGCUACGACGGCGGUUCCAGUGGAGGUUCCAGUGGAGACUACGACGGCGGUUCCACUGGAGGUUUCGGUGGUAGUUCCGUCGGUGGAGGUUCCGGUGGAGGCUACGGUGGUGGUUCCAAUGGUGGAGGUUCCGGUGGAGGGUACGGUGGUGGUUCCAAUGGUGGAGGUUCCAGUGGGGGUUACGGUGGGGGUUCCACUGGUGGAGGCUCCGGUGGGGGCUACGGUGGUGGUUCCAAUGGUGGAGGUUCCGGUGGGGGCUACGGCGGUGGUUCCAAUGGUGGAGGUUCCGGUGGGGGCUACGGUGGUGGUUCCAAUAGUGGAGGUUCCGGUGGGGGCUACGGUGGUGGUUCCAAUAGUGGAGGUUCCGGUGGAGGAGGAGGUUCCGGUGGAGGCUACGGCGGUGAUUUCAAUGGUGGAAGUUCCGCUGGGGGCUACGGCGGUGGUUCCAAUGGUGGAGGCUAUGGCGGUGGGGCCAAUGGUGGAGGAGUAGGUUCCGGUGAAGGCUACGGCGGUGGUUCCAAUGGUGGAGGUUCCGGUGGCGGCUACGGCGGUGGUUCCAAUGGUGGAGGAGGAGGUUCCGGUGCUGGCUACGGCAGUGGGUCCAUUGGAGGUUCCGGAGGUGGCUACGGCGGCGGUUCCAGUGGAGGUUCCGGUGGAGGGUACGGUGGUAGUUCCAAUAGUGGAGGAGGAGGUUCCGUUGGAGGCUACGACGGUGGUUCCAGUGGCGGAGGAGGAGGUUCCGGUGGAGGCUACGGCGGUGGUUCCAAUGGUGGAGGAGGAAGUUCCGGUGGAGGCUACGGCGGUGGUUCCAAUGGUGGAGGAGGAAGUUCCGGUGGAGGCUACGGCGGUGGUUCCAAUGGUGGAGGAGGAGGUUCAGGUGGAGGCUACGGCGGUGGUUCCAAUGGUGGAGGAGGAGGUUCCGGUGGAGGCUACGGCGGUGGUUCCAAUGGUGGAGGAGGAGGUUCCGGUGGAGGCUACGGCGGUGGAUCCAAUGGUGGAGGAGGAGUUUCCGGUGGAGGCUACGGCGGUGGUUCCAAUGGUGGAGGAGGAGGUUCCGGUGGAGGCUAUGGCGGUGGUUCCAGUGGUGGGGGCCUCUCCGGUGGUGUCAGUGGAGGAUCAAGUGGAGGGUACGGUGGAGGAAAUGGAGGAGGCGGGGGAUAUGUAGCAAAAGGGACUCUUGUUUUCAACCUAAAAGCCAAAGAUGAAGGGAAGGGAGUAGGAAGCGGCGGUGCAGGUGUAGGCUACAGAGAAGGUGGAUCAGGUGGAUAUGGUCGGUGAUUCUCACGCUUAUUAGUCGAAGGAUAUAAAAUCCAAAGCACCAUGACAAUGAGGAAUGUGAAAAGCGUUUUUUUUUACUCUAUCUCGCUCUUACCAAUAUUCGUACACACUAAUUCACCCAAUCCUUCACCUUUAGUCCUCCCCCACCCCCCUACCCACACACCCACAAACACACACACACACACACACACACACACACACACACA
This is a messenger RNA of Eriocheir sinensis (Chinese mitten crab), 2723 nucleotides long. RefSeq lists its product as uncharacterized. NCBI's taxonomy places the organism in Eukaryota, Metazoa, Arthropoda, Malacostraca, Decapoda, Varunidae. The transcript has 2 exons. The coding region runs from base 25 to 2517 and encodes 830 amino acids. The record is from RefSeq and is a predicted model, not a curated record.